GUCCCACUCAACACAUACUCGACAUAGCACGUCCACAAUGGCAAAGUCACGGAAAGAAGCAGAGAGCGAAGUUCGGUCGUGGGGUUUUGGCCAUGUCUUCACCUGGACAGAUGGCCCCAAUGCCCACUACCCGCCGCACAAGCACAGCGGCAAAACCACACAUCUCGUCCUGGACGGCUCCCUGACAUACACCUAUCCCAACGACCCUGAUGCCAGCAAGGAAACUGUCGGUCCUGGCGCGCGGUGGGAUGUCGAUGCGCAAAAGGUGCAUGAAGUUUGGGUUGGCAGCCAGGGAUGUACCUAUGUCAUUGGAGAAUAGUAUCAAACACCGGAUGCCCUUCACAUGCUCACCCCAGAAAUCCAUUCUGCCCCAGGUAUUUGAUUGCAUCAAGCGCUAGCUGGUCCGCCUUGACAAGCUCCUGCUCCACCAUGCGCUCAUACAGCCCCUGAAGCUUUUUAUCUUCCUCCUUUGGUGGGUGCUGAUAUUUGCAUUUGCUCAAGUACGGACAUCUUCCGUUUCGCUUCCAAUUCGUGCACAUUUUGUUGCUCUUUGUUUCUACCCGCGCAGACGCAGGCGGAGGAGGUGGAACUUUGAUUGGCGGCGGAGCAGUUUUUGAUGACGCCGUUUCUGGUGCCUCGUCGUCACUCUCUGGGCCCGAAUCGGAAUCGGAUUCUGAUUCUUCUGAACUGGACACGACUGAUGACUCGGAGAGAACUGAGCUCUCCUCAUCCGGCUCCGUCUCGCUAUCGUAUCCCAGUCCAAGGUCUACCGUCGCUGGUGUCGACUG
Molecule: messenger RNA, 788 nt
Organism: Bipolaris maydis ATCC 48331
Lineage: Eukaryota; Fungi; Ascomycota; Dothideomycetes; Pleosporales; Pleosporaceae
Source: RefSeq, a predicted model, not a curated record